CCGUCCUCGAAGAUUUCAGUACGUCAAGAAGAAUGGGAGAGGCGUCUGCACGACGUGAAUGUCACGAAACAUGACUUGAAUCGCCUCGUCAUGGAUUAUCUCGUCAUUGAGGGCUUCAAGUCUGCUGCUGAGGAGUUUGGUCGUGAAUCCGGGCUUGUUGCGCCUGUAGAUCUGGACAGCAUUGAGAGUCGGAUGAAUAUCCGGGAAGCUCUGCAGCGUGGUGAUGUUGGGGAGGCGAUUGCCCGUGUCAACGACCUGGACCCUGAGAUUCUGGACACGAAUCCGGCCUUGUAUUUCCGUCUCCAGCAACAGAAGCUCAUUGAGUACAUCCGUCAAGGAAAAAUUGCCGAAGCUCUCGAAUUCGCCCAGGUUGAGCUCGCACCCCGUGGAGAAGAGAGUCCGGAGUUCCUGGCUGAGCUCGAGAAGACAAUGGCGUUGCUCGCGUUCGAGUCUUCGCCAUCGGCCCCUCAGUCAAUCCUAGAACUGCUGUCUCCUGCACAGCGGCUGAAGACGGCGGGCGAGGUUAACGCGGCCAUUCUGGAGAGUUUCAGCCAAGGCAAGGAUGCGAAGCUCGUCGGUUUGCUGAAGCUCUUAUGUUGGGGCGAGACGAUACUGGAGGAGAAAGCGGACUUUCCAAAGCUGGAUCUUACCGAAGGCACCUUUGCCAAGCCUCGCUAAUGUCUUCUUGGUACUGCGUCCUCUCACAUCAGCGUUGUACAGCAUGUCUCAAUCACUGUAUAUUACUGUACACCCUUGCACACGGAAUCCGGAAGAUCUCUAUUAAUUU
Messenger RNA from Phanerochaete carnosa HHB-10118-sp, 787 nucleotides. RefSeq lists its product as uncharacterized. The transcript is spliced from 3 exons. Gene Ontology annotation, molecular function: protein binding. The coding region runs from base 91 to 678 and encodes 195 amino acids. The record is from RefSeq and is a predicted model, not a curated record. NCBI's taxonomy places the organism in Eukaryota, Fungi, Basidiomycota, Agaricomycetes, Polyporales, Phanerochaetaceae.